AUGGACGCCAUCUUCUCUAACUUUUCAGGCGAAAGCCCAAUUCUCCAAUCCAUCGGAAGAUGGAGCUACACGGCCUACCACAAGCGCGAGCUCAUUCAGAUGUACAUCCACCUUGUCGCCGCCGCUAUCUUUCCCAUCUACAUAGGCUCCCACGCCUCUUUACGAAGACCUCCCUCAGCAGCUGCACCGAAGAAGCGAAUCAACGCGCAUGGAAAAAUAGUCGAUGAAAAUGGGGACGAGGAAGAGGAGGUCCGGAUUGAAGGCUUGACGCCAAGCGAUGCGGUGCUGUUUCCGAUUAUGGCCGGGAUCACGUUAGGUGGGCUUUACUUGAUCAUCAAGUGGUUGGAGGAUCCGAAGUUGUUGAACAAAAUCCUUAAUGUUUAUUUCUCUGGACUUGGCAUUUUUGGCGUUGGCAAGUUGGCAGUGGAUGGUCUGCACGUAGCCACGACGUUCUUUUUCCCUUCUGUGUGGUCGUCGAGUACAGAAACGUACUAUGUUGAACCUUUGCUUUCCCAGCAAGUCACAGGCCCGGUCAACAAGGCUAGAGUCCAGGUUCAUCGCAAGUUCGUCGACAAGAUGAACCCUUUCCCGGGCUGGUUGUCUCGAAUCCAGUUGCCAGCGGCUCUUAACAAGAAAGCAUGGUCUCUUCGAGCCGCUCUCAAGAAUCACUGGAUCUUCAAAGGCGUUGGCUCCAUUAAACACCAAGUCCACCUCAACGACGUCGUCGGCCUCGUAAUUGGCAUCGCCACCAUUGCAGUCUACAACCUCAAUGGCCGGGCCUGGUGGCUCACCAAUUUCAUGGGAUUCGGUUUCUGCUACGGCACCCUGCAGAUCAUGUCGCCCACCACCUUCUGGACCGGCACGCUCGUUUCCGUGGGGCUCUUCAUCUACGACAUCGUCAUGGUGUUCUAUACGCCCCUGAUGGUCACCGUUGCAACUACCCUCGAUGCCCCCAUCAAGCUCGUCUUCCCCGGCCCAAAACGUGGCAGUAUGCUGGGCCUUGGCGACAUUGUACUCCCGGGAAUCGUCAUAGCACUUGCGCUGAGAUUCGACCUGUACCUGCAUUACUUGCGCAAGCAGAGAGUGGAGACCAAGCCUACGAUUCCGCCACUGGCGCUGAGGAAACCGCAGGUUGUGCGGGAGACCUACGUCGAUGCUACUGGGAAGUGGGGCGAGCGGUUCUGGACGCGGAGCGCAAAGAAAGGCACGGUGGCUGUGGCGGACGCUGCGAGGUUCUCGAAGGUGUACUUCAAGGCUAGCCUGGUGGGGUAUGUUCUCGGCCUGCUCGUCACGCUCGUGGUAAUGAACGUAUUCAACCACGCGCAGCCUGCGUUACUCUACCUGGUUCCGGGGGUGUUGACGGCUCUCUGGGGGACGGCGCUUGUAAGGGGCGAGUUGCGGUUAAUGUGGGAGUAUUCGGAGGAUGGGGAGUGGGGUCUCGAGAAGAAAGAGGAUGGGGAGAAGACUGGCGAGGGUGAGAAGCAGGACGGUGAGGCGUCUGCGAAAGACAUCUUGGAUUUGGUGCCGAAGGCAAAGAAGGAUGAUGAGCACGAGCAUCAUGUGUUCAUGUUCUCGCUGGAGACACCGAGGGGGCUUGGCUGCCAAAAAGGCUGA
Drepanopeziza brunnea f. sp. 'multigermtubi' MB_m1 is the source of this 1614-nucleotide messenger RNA. The record is from RefSeq and is a predicted model, not a curated record. Lineage: Eukaryota; Fungi; Ascomycota; Leotiomycetes; Helotiales; Drepanopezizaceae.